AUGUCUGAGAAAGACAUAUUUCUUGAAAGCUACCUGAGCUGCCAUGUGUGUUCAGAGACUUUGAAAGACCCUGUAACUCUGAUCUGCAAGCACAGCUUCUGUUUAAACUGCCUGCAACAAUUCUGGGAACAAGCUAAAAACACAAACUGUCCCAUUUGUAAAAGAAAAUCCUCUAAAGGAGAUCCUAGAGUGAACUUUGCUCUGAAGGAACUGGCUGAUUCCUUUGAGGUGAGAAGAAAAUCUGGAUUAUCUGAGACAGAAAAGCGAGAGAAGAAAUUAACAGUGGUGUGCAGAAAACAUGAAGAAGAGCCAAAACUGUUCUGUGUGGACGAGCAGAGAGCUGUGUGUUCUGUCUGUGACUUUCCUCACCAGCAGAGUCACAAAGUGGUUCCUGUAGAAGAAGCAGUCAGUGUCCUAAAGAAACAUCUAAAAUCUGACUUUAAGUCUCUGCAGGACAAGAGGAACAAAUACAAACAAGUGGUGAAAACAUACAAUGAAGUGAUUCAACACUCCAAGAAGCAGCUGUUGUCCACAGAGAGGCAGAUCAGAGCAGAGUUCAACAAGCUCCACCAGUUCCUGAAAGAGGAAGAGGAGUCCAGACUGGCAGCUCUGAGGGAGGAAGAGGAGCAGAAGGGGAGGACUAUCAGCAGAGAGAUGAAGAUGAUUAAAGAGCAGAUCUCCUCUCUGUCAGACAGCAUCUCUGCUGUUGAAGAAGAGCUGCAGAAACACAGCGUGCCAUUCCUCAGGAGUUAUAAAGACACUCAGAGCAGAGCCAGAGCCCAGAGCUCAGUGUCAGAUCCACAGCUGGUCUCAGGAGCACUGAUAGAUGUGGCCAAACACCUGGGCAACCUGUCCUUCAGAGUGUGGGAGAAGAUGAAGGAGAAGGUCCACUUCAGUCCUGUCAUUCUGGACCCAAACACUGCAAACUGCUGUCUCUAUCUGUCUCAUGAUCUGACCAGUGUGAGACAUGGAGACACAUGGCAGCAGCUUCCUGAUAAUCCAGAGAGAAACACAAAAUAUGCUAAUAUUCUGGGCUCUGAGGGUUUCAGGUCUGGGAAACACAGCUGGGAUGUGGAGGUGGGAGACCAUCCGACCUGGAAUGUGGGGUUAAGUAAAGAAUCAGUUGACAAGAAGGGAGAGCUUUUUGUUUCACCAAAAUAUGGAACCUGGUGUUUAUUGCAUAAAAAUGGAAAAUACAUUGAUGGUGUUGGUCAGACUGUGACAGUGAAGAAGAGUCUCCAGAGGAUCAGAGUCCAGCUGGACUAUGACAGGGGGGAGGUGUCCUUCUAUGACCCUGAAGACAUGACUCACAUCUAUACUUACAGAGACACUUUCACUGAGAAACUCUUCCCACAUUUCAGUAUUGGAAAUGCAGGAAAUGCCAAAACUUCUGAUAUCAAAAUCUGCCAGACUGAGAUUUGA
Messenger RNA from Oreochromis aureus, 1422 nucleotides. Its product is annotated as zinc-binding protein A33-like. Lineage: Eukaryota; Metazoa; Chordata; Actinopteri; Cichliformes; Cichlidae. Gene Ontology annotation, molecular function: zinc ion binding; protein binding. Bases 1 to 1422 code for a protein of 473 amino acids. The transcript has a single exon. The record is from RefSeq and is a predicted model, not a curated record.